AUUGGGAAAAUAAUAUUUUUUCGCGCGCCUGUGAAAAAAGUUUUUGUUUAAAAUGAGUUAAGUUGGCAACACUGUGAAGUUUACCAUCCGCGCGGCAAAUGGUGCCGGCGAUUUACAUGAACUAUAUUUUGUGAUAGUGAUUUUGGAUACAUUAUGUUGCUGUUUCUCCUGGCGUUGUCGGCGGUGGGCCAGGUGCGAGGGCACGGCAGGGUCCUGGACCCGCCUUCCAGGGCCACAGCCUGGAGAUAUGGGUUCGAUACGGAGCCCAACUAUGACGACGACGGGCUCAACUGCGGAGGAUUUUAUUAUCAGUGGUCGGUUAACGGUGGAAAAUGCGGGAUUUGCGGCGACGCGUACGACUUAAAAGAGCCCAGACCUCACGAGCUGGGCGGGGUGUACGGCACCGGUGUCAUCGUCAGCCGGCACCUGCCCGGCGCGCUUAUCACCACCACCGUCGAGCUCACCACCUCCCACCAGGGCUACUGGACCUUCAAGCUCUGUCCAGACCCCAACAACAACCACCAGGAGUGCUUCGACAGACAUAUCCUCGAACUUGAAGAAGGAGGGACGCUGUACUACCCCAAAAAGGGUAGUAUAAAGUAUGAAGUCACUUACAGACUCCCUCCAGGAAUAGUCUGCGACCACUGCGUUCUUCAGUGGAGGUACACAGCAGGGAACAACUGGGGCGACUGUAAGAAUGGCACCCAAGGACUUGGUUGCGGCAACCAGGAGCAGUUUGGGGCCUGCUCCGAUAUCUCCAUUGGGGUAUCGAGGAACGAGUUGGAAGACAGCAAAACUCCUCAGGAAUAUGGGGAGAUUCCUUACCCCUUGUUGUAUUACCUGAAACACGGCUACUUCGACUCCCAGCAAGGAAUCCUGCACCUCAUACGUAAGACCCCAGUGAGGAAACAGCCGCAGAAACAGCGGCCCAAUAGCAAGUUCACUCGCAGACGGAACAAGGGAAAGAAGAAAAAGCCAAGGAAGAGAAAAAAGGUUUUACAUUGGAAAUAACAUUUAAUGACCGUUGACAAACAGAAUUGCAUUUAAGAAGCUGGAGUAUCAAAAAC
Ostrinia furnacalis (Asian corn borer) is the source of this 1067-nucleotide messenger RNA. RefSeq lists its product as uncharacterized. The transcript has 5 exons. Bases 154 to 1011 code for a protein of 285 amino acids. The record is from RefSeq and is a predicted model, not a curated record. Lineage: Eukaryota; Metazoa; Arthropoda; Insecta; Lepidoptera; Crambidae.